Suillus fuscotomentosus is the source of this 1137-nucleotide messenger RNA. RefSeq names its product mitochondrial carrier domain-containing protein. The coding region runs from base 172 to 1098 and encodes 308 amino acids. The record is from RefSeq and is a predicted model, not a curated record. NCBI's taxonomy places the organism in Eukaryota, Fungi, Basidiomycota, Agaricomycetes, Boletales, Suillaceae. The transcript has 5 exons.
GCGAUAUAUGUGAGCAACACAAUAUUGCAAGGACACCUACAAUGUUCCCACUCUGCCACCGCCCCUGCCCAUGUGAUUACUGACUAUUACUCGCUUUAGUGCUUCGAAAGCACUAGCGAGGUUCUAUCUUGACCUCAGACCAACAUCUCAAAUUCGACCUUGGACGUUAUCAUGACAAGCGUUUUGCCACCCUUCGUUCAGGCAGCAUCAGGCUCACUAGGAGCAGCGAGCGCUAAUGCGCUGACUUACCCACUCGACCUCAUCACCACCCGUAUACAGGCCACGGAGAAGGACACAUCCAUACGCAAACAAAUACAUACCUAUGGACUAUCAUCGCUAUACGACGGCAUUGGGGCAGACACCAGUGCUACCCUACUUUCAAGCUUUCUGUAUUACUACGUGUAUUCCUUCCUGCGAGCACUCGUUGUUCGCGGAAAUGGAAAAUCGAAAGCAGCCAUGUUAUCUCUCCCACAGGAGCUUGCAAUUGGUUACCUAUCAGGCAUUGCUAGCAGAUCCAUCACGACACCUCUCAAUCUCGUUACGGUGCGCUUGCAAACCGCUCGAGUGAGCGAUGAUUCUUCACCACAAGGAGGAACGUCACGGUUCACGGCAGUUUGCAAACAAAUACUUCGGGAAGAGGGGUUACGGGGAUUCUGGAAAGGGUUCUCGUCCAAUUUUGUGCUCUCGCUCAAUCCCGCAGUCACACUCUAUCUGUUCCAGCAGUACAGAAGUGUAAUGCUGAAGGGGAAAGAACGCGCCUCCCCACCCCCAGGCCAUUCCUUCGUAGGGGGCGCGCUUGCAAAUUCCAUAGCCGUCAUUAUGUUAUACCCGCUGCUGCUCGCAAAGACUGUCGUACAAGCUUCUCGUAGAUCUAAUUCAACCAACAGUUCGUCACAGGGCCCGUCAAUACGGUCAUCGCUCCAAGGAAUAUAUACCACUGGCGGAUUCUUCGCCUUAUACCGUGGUCUGGGUGCGCAGUUGUUCAAGGGCAUACUGAGGCAAGGGACGGCUAUGAUGGUGAAACAGAGGAUCGAACAACUAGUCGUACAGGCCUAUCUCAGACAGAGAGCACUGCGUCGCGUCCAACAUAAGGGUUAAAUAGGCAGACCAAAAACUUCAUUGUUAUCUCAAGUGCUG